Molecule: messenger RNA, 3649 nt
Organism: Geodia barretti
Lineage: Eukaryota; Metazoa; Porifera; Demospongiae; Tetractinellida; Geodiidae
Source: the annotation of a GenBank genome assembly
UAACUACAGUGGAGAAUUACAGUUUCCAAUGGGCACCUCCAGCGCAAGUGGAAAUCAUAUUCAAUCGAUAUGGACAAGUCGUUGAUCAGACCCAGCUUCACUGACAAGGUUGGAAAGAGGAGAAAUGACAGGUGGCGUACAAACGUAGUGAACGUAACCCAACUAGACCGGAUACGGAUUUUCCUGAUCACAGCUGAACUGUCCGUUCACUGAUCAUACAACGUGAAGGGUGGAUGCUGUGCUGAACGUUACGGAGAACUACGAGGUCAACUGCACUGUCCCCAUAGCGAACACCAUCCAUGACGGAAAAGGAGUGGCGAGUGCUCCACAGAAUCCUGGUGGUCACUGAAAUUGGGCGUAACUCCUACUGUUGGCGGGUGGAAGCAUCCAGUCAACCCUAAUGGCUCAUACUGCAGAUAUCGUGUAAGAGUUCAGUUGACGGACGGUAGCGGUACAGUGAUGGAAGAAACGCCAGAUGGGUCCUCAACGUCCCUGCUGAUCACAGGACUACGAGGUUUCACAAACUACACGGCUAUAGUGUGGGCAAUAAAUGGAGCUGGGGUUGGGGAAGAGUCUAGGCCAGUUCCGUUCAGGACAGACUUUGGGGUGGUGCCACCGACAAUCAGCAACGUUGUCGCUAACAUCGAUCUGCAACAGUACACCUUCACUAUCAGCUUCAGUGUUGAAUAUGGACCACUCAGCCACUAUGAGGUGUAUGCAGUCAUCACUGACCAGCCUCCUGACACGUCAGUCAUACUCUCGGAGCAAACCGACAACUCAUACGUUACCUUUGCUGGACGGGCCAGCUCGGGUCUGUCACAGACAGAUCACGGUAGGCACUGGCGUCCCUGGAGACGUGACUCUAGACGGCCAGCAAGUCAACUAUGACAACCGACGUGUCAGACUUGGAGUCACCUAUUACUUCUUCGUUCGACUCUACAGCAGUCAAGACGAUAGAACAAGAUUUAAUGAUAGUGCACCUGUCACACCUCCAGUUGUUAUCCCGGCACCACCAACGACCGAGGAUGAUCCAACAGUUCCCAUCAUAGCUGGUGUUCUAGGAGUUCUGGCAUUCAUCCUUGUCCUGGUUCUGGUCAUCCUUCUCAUCUUUGCCUGCCGAGGGAGGAUAUCUGAUUCGUACAAGGUGCCCCAUCUGCGAAGACUGGAAGAUGGGGAGAAAGGAGGGAUCGAGUUGCGAAGAAGAACAAGACAUUUCACCCCAGUUCUUGACGUGGGUGACCCAAACGUCUUCACGUCAGUCGGCCAACCCACCACUCUGGUCUGUGAGGUCUCUGGCACUCCCGCACCCACAAUCAAAUGGUCCCACGAGGGGAAACCCCUGGACGACGAGCGGUUCCUAGUCCUCGCUGACCACUCCCUCUUCAUCCAGAACACCUCACUCGAGGACGAGGGAUCCUAUCUAGUGACGGCAGAGAACUCGACUGGAACUACUUCAGCUCAGAUCAAAGUAACAGUCAUCAAACCAACACCCCCCGAACAUGACGAGAGCCACCCUCCAGUUCCAGUUGAUAACUUCACAGAGUACUUUGCUAGAAUGACAGCCAACGAAGGAGACGAUUUGGAAGAGGAAUACCAGGAUGUGGAGCCUGAUUUUGCCCACACCGCAUUUGCCGCCAAAUUGUCCAUCAACCGUAACAAGAACCGCUACAUCAACAUCAUCCCAUAUGAUCACAGUCGGGUGAUACUGGCUCUCCAGGAGAACACUCCAGGCUCUGACUACAUCAAUGCCUCCUACAUUGAUGGUUACAGGAGGAACAACCAGUACAUAGCAACGCAAGGCCCGACAACCACCACACUGGCCGACUUCUGGAGAAUGGUCUGGGAACUGGACUGCCCCACCAUCGUCAUGGUUACCAAACUGGAGGAAGAGGACAAGAGGAAAUGUGAGCAGUACUGGCCGUCCUAUGGCUCCACCACAUAUGGGAAUGUACAAGUUACGCUGAAAGAGGCUGAGAACCUUGCCGAAUACAGCAUCAGAACUUUCUCCAUCACUCCCUUGGCCGGGCAAAGCAGUGCACAGAUGCCUGUUCGAGAGGUGAAGCAGUUCCAUUUCCUCAAGUGGCCUGAUCACGGAGUCCCCAACUACGCCACAGCCCUCCUGCACUUCCGGAAGAGGGUUCAUCUCUAUCACCCUCUCAAGAGAGGGCCCAUGAUUGUCCACUGCAGUGCUGGCGUUGGACGCACAGGUACAUUCGCCACAGUAGACUACUGCAUGGAGCGAAUGGAGGGAGAGGGAAGUGUGGACAUCUUCAACUUUGUCCAGCAGAUGAGAUACAAGAGGAACUACAUGGUCCAGACUGCGCCUCAGUAUGAGUUCAUCCACGAGGCGAUCAACGAGGCCAUAACCUGCGGGGACACCUCAAUCAAGGCUCCGGAGCUGAAGGACUGGCUGGCCAAGUUGACCCCUGACUCCGAGACCGGAAAGACUGUUCUGGAAGACCAGUUCAAACGACUGGAGACUGCCAGUCCUCACGAUGAGGAAUUUGACUGCACUGUUGCAGAAGUGAACAAAGACAAGAACAGAGUCAACAAGCACCUCCCAGCCAAUGAUCAGAGGGUCGUCCUCUCAACGGAGAACGACCAAUGUGACUACAUCUGUGCCAGCUACAUUGAUGUGAGUUUUGGGAGUUUCGCUAGUAAUUCAUGUUCAGAAGAAAACUAUAACCAUUGACACUGUGCAUUAAUUAGACUUCUUGCUUUCCGUACCGUAUAUAUGUCUGCUUCUCUCCUCUUGUUUUGCUGCUGACUCUGGGUCCUCCUCUCUCCUGGUCACAGGGCUACCGUCAACGUAAUGCCUUCAUGAUCACACAAGGCCCAAUGGAGGACACCGUGGGAGACUUCUGGAGAAUGGUGUGGGAGCUCAAGAGUGCCGCCAUUGUCAUGCUCACCCAGCUGGAGGAGAAUGGAGAGGAGAUGAGUAGAAAGUACUGGUCCGACACAGUGGGAGAAGCUGCCGUGUUUGGUCUCUUCCACGUGGAGCUGACCUCUGAAGUCAGGGACCUGGGCGACUACUGCACUAGGAAAAUCAAACUCUCUCCCAUCAGCAAUCCCCAGGAGACCCGCAUAGUGACUCAGUUCCACUUCACCAAGUGGACCCGCAGUUCCCCACCCGAGUCUGCGAAACCCAUGAUUGACAUGAUCGAUGAACUCCAGCGAGUCCAGCGCAAGUCUGGCAAUCAGCCAAUCACAGUCCACUGCAAUGAUGGGCUAGGUCGAACGGGUACGUUCUGCACCUUGUAUUACGUUCUGGAUCGCGUGAAGACGGAGCAAGUGGUGGAUGUGUUUCAGGCAGUCAAGACCCUGCGUAUCCAGCGUACUGGACUUGUGGACAACCUGGAGCAGUUCAAGUUUGUGCACACUGCCACGAUGGAGUUUCUCAACACCUUCUCAGACUACCAGAACUUCAAGUAGACUGAUAGUACUAGAGUCCUUAACUUUGAACCUCAAUUUUUGCUGAUUUUGUAUAUCUCUGUACACUGUAGUUUAACCUAUAGUCUUAGUUCCCUGAGCCUUUUGGUGUGUGUCAUUUCAUGAUUCAUUGUUGUGUUUAAUACUCUGUACUCUGCAUGGAACAUGAAUCAUUUUCUUUGAAAGUUGAUGACUAUGUCAAAUACUUGGCUGCGUGCGU